Molecule: messenger RNA, 1218 nt
Organism: Thermothielavioides terrestris NRRL 8126
Lineage: Eukaryota; Fungi; Ascomycota; Sordariomycetes; Sordariales; Chaetomiaceae
Exons: 2
Coding region: 182-1072 (296 amino acids)
Cellular component (GO): mitochondrion
Source: RefSeq, a predicted model, not a curated record
CUCCAGAAUGACCGGGAUAAGCCGCGGAUAGAGACUGGGGAUUUCGAACCCCAAACUUCAUUCCGUGGCAUGCGAUCUCACCUACCGCGGGAACACUUCCGCCGGAUGCCGUCCUUUGCACUCUGAUGCUAGCACAGCUCGAAUGCCAUAGGAGGCGACCGUCUGUAGUUUUCUCGGCCCAAUGGCUUCCCUCUUUCGAGCUGUUGCCCCGUUAAUUCGGCCGGCAAAGCCGUCCACCUUGAUUUGCGCACAGUGCCGCCGCUCCUUUGUCUCGAGCCCAAGCUUACAGUCCGGCCACAAUAAAUGGAGCAAGAUCCGCCAUGACAAGGCGGCCAACGACGCCAAGAAGAACGCCACGCGAUCCCUCUUCACCAAGAACAUCGCGUUGUACUCCAAGCUCUUUGGCCCCGACCCGAACCACAACCCCCAGCUAGCCAACGCCAUCGCCGCCGCCAAGAAGAGCGGCGUGCCCAAGGACCGGAUCGAGGCGGCCAUCGCUCGCGGACAGGGCAGAUCGUCCGAGGGCGCGGCCCUCGAGUCGGUCACGUUCGAAGCGAUGAUGCCCCCGUCGAUCGCGCUCAUCGUCGACGUCGAGACCGAGAAGAGGCUGCGCGCGCUGCAGGACCUCAACCACAUGGUCAGGAAGGCAAAGGGGUCAGUUACCUCGUCCAAGUUCUUCUUCUCGCGCCUCGGCCGCGUGGUGUUUGAAAAGGGCGAGAGCGGGCUGGACGUGGACCAGAUCAUGGACGAUGCGAUCGAGGCCGGGGCCGAGGAUCUCGAGAACGAUGAGGACGGGAAUAUCGUGGUCUGGACGCAGCCGACGGCGACCACGCAGGUGUGCAAGGCGGUGGGGGACAAGUUCGGGCUGAAGAUCCUGAGCUCGGAUAUCAUCUGGACAGCGAAUGAGGACACCAAGACCAAGCUGGAUGCUGGGCAGGAUAUGGUGAACUUCGUGGAGUUGUUGGAGGCACUGCGCGAGUACCCCGAGGUUCAGGCGGUGUAUUCGAAUGUUUCGAGGGGGUCUAUGAGCGACGAGGAAUGGGCGAAGAUAGAGCAACAUCUGGAUGAAUAGAAGAACCCCGGGGAUAUAAAUGGGACAUGUGCGAGCACACCGGAGGACACCUAGAUAUAGACCGGCCACCCCAUAGAUGUACUUUUAAUGUACAAACAUAGAACAUGCACCCAGCCGGUCGCCGUGUAGCUGGAGAGACGAGAGAA